Molecule: messenger RNA, 246 nt
Organism: Aspergillus luchuensis
Lineage: Eukaryota; Fungi; Ascomycota; Eurotiomycetes; Eurotiales; Aspergillaceae
Exons: 1
Coding region: 1-246 (81 amino acids)
Source: RefSeq, a predicted model, not a curated record
AUGACCUCCUCGGGUGAUCCAGGAUCCCAAGGCCGCCUUACCGCAAGAGCUGGCCGAAUAGCAAAAAGCGCUCGCGCCCGUCUGGGAGUCCGAACGCUUGACAAGCAGCAGCGCCCAUCCAACGACGUCGAACGGCCUCCCUGCAACAACUGGGCUUGGACUAUCCACGAGGCGCACUUCUCGGUAACUGACACUUGGCGAUCUAGCCGUCCCGACUGGCCGGAACCAAAAUUUAGGCCUUUGUAG